Tauraco erythrolophus (red-crested turaco) is the source of this 1389-nucleotide messenger RNA. The record is from RefSeq and is a predicted model, not a curated record. Lineage: Eukaryota; Metazoa; Chordata; Aves; Musophagiformes; Musophagidae.
CAAACCAAAGAGAGGGUGAAGUUGUUGAUACAGCUGGCUGAUGGCUUUUGUGAAAAAGGGCAUGCUCAUGCAACAGAGAUUAAAAAAUGUGUCACAGCAGUGGAUAAGAGGUACAGAGACUUUUCCCUGCGCAUGGAGAAAUACAGGACCUCUUUAGAGAAAGCUCUGGGUAUUUCCUCUGAUUCCAAUAAAUCGAGCAAAAGCUUGCAGCUGGAUAUAAUCCCAGCCAGUGUCCCUGGGUCAGAGGUGAAACUGCGUGAUGCUGCUCAUGAGCUUAACGAAGAGAAAAGAAAGUCUGCCCGCAGGAAAGAGUUCAUUAUGGCUGAGCUAAUUCAGACAGAAAAGGCUUACGUAAGAGACCUCCGGGAGUGCAUGGAUACAUAUCUAUGGGAAAUGACAAGCGGAGUUGAGGAGAUCCCACCUGGUAUUGUAAACAAAGAACACAUUAUCUUUGGAAACAUGCAGGAAAUCUAUGAGUUCCACAAUAAUAUAUUCCUCAAGGAGCUGGAAAAAUAUGAACAAUUACCAGAAGAUGUUGGACACUGCUUCGUUACUUGGGCAGACAAAUUCCAAAUGUACGUUACUUACUGUAAAAAUAAGCCAGAUUCUACCCAGCUGAUAUUAGAACAUGCAGGAGCAUACUUUGAUGAGAUACAACAACGACAUGGACUGGCCAACUCCAUCUCCUCAUACCUUAUCAAACCUGUCCAAAGGAUAACAAAAUACCAGCUUCUUUUAAAGGAGCUGCUCACGUGCUGUGAAGAAGGUAAAGGUGAGAUUAAGGAUGGCCUGGAGGUGAUGCUUAGUGUGCCAAAGCGAGCUAAUGACGCCAUGCACCUCAGCAUGCUGGAAGGCUUUGAUGAAAAUAUAGAAUCUCAGGGAGAGCUCAUCCUUCAAGAAUCCUUCCAAGUGUGGGACCCUAAAACUCUAAUUCGAAAGGGAAGAGAGAGGCACCUUUUCCUUUUUGAGAUGUCCUUGGUUUUCAGUAAAGAAGUAAAGGACUCCAGUGGAAGGAGCAAGUACAUUUACAAGAGUAAACUGUUCACUUCUGAGCUGGGUGUCACAGAACACGUAGAAGGAGAUCCCUGUAAGUUUGCUCUGUGGGUUGGAAGGACACCAACUUCAGACAACAAAAUUGUUCUCAAGGCAUCCAGUAUAGAGAAUAAACAGGACUGGAUCAAACACAUCCGGGAAGUGAUACAAGAAAGGACCAUUCAUCUGAAAGGAGCAUUGAAAGAGCCGAUCCACAUCCCCAAAACCGCACCAACAACAAAACAGAAAGGAAGAAGAGACGGCGAGGACCUGGACAGCCAGGGAGAUGGUAGCAGCCAACCUGAUACUAUUUCAAUUGCCUCACGAACCUCACAGAACACGCUAGACAGUGAUAAG